This is a messenger RNA of Rangifer tarandus platyrhynchus (Svalbard reindeer), 1431 nucleotides long. The record is from the annotation of a GenBank genome assembly. Lineage: Eukaryota; Metazoa; Chordata; Mammalia; Artiodactyla; Cervidae.
AUGUCCUACCCGCAGGGCUACCUGUACCAGGCGCCCGGUUCGCUGGCGCUGUAUUCGUGCCCGGCGUACGGCGCGUCUGCGCUGGCGGCGCCGCGCAGCGAGGAGCUGGCGCGGUCGGCGUCGGGCUCGGCGUUCAGCCCCUACCCCGGCUCCGCGGCCUUCACCGCGCAGGCGGCCACCGGCUUCGGCAGCCCACUGCAGUACUCUGCCGCCGACGCCGCCGCCGCCGCCGCCGGCUUCCCGUCCUACAUGGGAGCGCCCUACGACGCACACACGACCGGGAUGACGGGCGCCAUCAGCUACCACCCUUACGGCAGCGCGGCCUACCCGUACCAGCUCAACGACCCGGCCUACCGCAAGAACGCCACGCGGGACGCCACGGCCACGCUCAAGGCCUGGCUCAACGAGCACCGCAAGAACCCCUACCCCACCAAGGGCGAGAAGAUCAUGCUGGCCAUCAUCACCAAGAUGACCCUCACGCAGGUCUCCACCUGGUUCGCCAACGCGCGCCGGCGCCUCAAGAAGGAGAACAAGAUGACGUGGGCCCCCAGAAACAAAAGCGAGGACGAGGACGAGGACGAGGGCGACGCGGCAAGGGGCAAGGAAGAGAGUGCCGACAAGGCCCAGGAGGGCACCGAAACGUCGGCGGAGGAUGAAGGGAUCAGCCUGCACGUGGACUCGCUCACCGACCACUCGUGUUCCGCCGAGUCGGACGGAGAGAAGCUGCCCUGCCGCGCCGGGGACCCCCUGUGCGAGUCGGGCUCGGAGUGCAAGGAGAAGUACGAUGACCUGGAGGACGACGAGGACGACGACGAGGACGCCGAGCGGGACCUGGCGCCGCCCAAGCCCGUGACCUCGUCGCCGCUCACUGGUGUGGAGGCGCCGCCGCUGCUGAGCCCCCCGCCCGAGGCCGCGCCCCGCGGGGGUGGGGGCGGCAAGACGCCCCUGGGCAGCCGGACGUCGCCGGGCGCGCCGCCGCCCGCCAGCAAGCCCAAGCUGUGGUCUUUGGCCGAGAUCGCCACGUCGGACCUCAAGCAGCCGAGCCUGGGCCCGGGCUGCGCGCCGCCCGGGCUGCCCGCGGCCGCCGCGCCCGCCUCGAGCGGGGCGCCGCCGGGCGGCUCGCCCUACCCCGCGUCGCCGCUGCUUGGCCGCCACCUCUACUACACGUCGCCCUUCUACGGCAGCUACACAAACUACGGGAACUUGAAUGCUGCGCUGCAGGGCCAGGGCCUGCUGCGGUACAACUCAGCGGCCGCCGCCCCCGGAGAAGCGCUGCACGCCGCGCCCAAGGCCGCCAGCGAUGCGGGCAAGGCGGGCGCGCACCCGCUCCCGGAGCCCCACUACCGGCCCCCGGGCGGCGGCUACGAGCCCAAGAAAGAUGCCAGCGAGGGCUGCACCGUGGUUGGUGGGGGCGUCCAGCCCUACCUAUAG